Molecule: messenger RNA, 2030 nt
Organism: Corylus avellana
Lineage: Eukaryota; Viridiplantae; Streptophyta; Magnoliopsida; Fagales; Betulaceae
Gene: RBK2
Product: ROP binding protein kinases 2
Biological process (GO): protein phosphorylation
Molecular function (GO): protein kinase activity; ATP binding
Source: RefSeq, a predicted model, not a curated record
GUGGCUUUCUCCCCUGUGUGUGAGUGUGUCCAUGGCGAAUGUUAGAGAGCAUAGAGCUUCUUCCCCAUGGGUUCGGGGAUUUAUAUAAAGACAAGUGAUUCCAUGAGGAUUUAGAGGUUCCUCUUCAGCAUCUGCAUAAUCUCCUUAUCGCGUACUCUGAUAAAAAUGGAGAAUGAUAAUGCUGCUGACAGCAAAGCAAAGAAUAUCCCCGUAGAUGGCGCUCUUAAAGUAAAACAUAGAAGACAAGGUGCUCUGCUUUCUUCCUCUGCUUCUGCGCAAGACUUGAGAUGUUUUGAUGUGGAAAAGGAGAAACAAGACGUGUCAUCUCCUAGAGGAGUUUUAGAAGCCUGCAUUAGAGGAUUUGAAUCUGAUGCAGGUUCUUCCAAAAAUAUCUCCAAUGAAAUGGACACUCGUUCAAAUUCAAGCUGGAGCAGGUUCUUUAAAUUAUGGAAGAAAAGAUCAUUUAAGCGCUUAGGCUCUUUCCCUCCUCUUGGUGUAUCAAAAGGAAAAAGCAGCACUAGAGAAAACCCGGAACUUAGUAAUUUAUCUAACUUCAAGUCUUCAUUGGUGAACUUCAGCCUCUCUGAACUCCAAACUGCAACCAACAAUUUCAACCCUGAAAAUUUAAUUGGAAAGGGUGGUUAUGCUGAAGUUUACAAGGGUUGUUUGCAAGAUGGGCAGCUGAUUGCUGUGAAGCGUCUGACAAAAGGAACAGCUGAUGAGAGAACAUCAGGCUUUCUAUCUGAGCUUGGCAUUAUAGCCCAUGUAGACCAUCCUAAUACUGCUAAGUUAAUUGGCUGUGGGAUUGAGGGUGGAAUGCACCUCAUUUUUCAAUUAUCUCCACAUGGGAGUUUAGGAUCUCUUCUUCAUGGUUCAAAGGAUAAUAAACUAGCUUGGAGCAAAAGGUAUAAAAUUGCUCUGGGAACAGCAGACGGUCUGCUCUAUCUUCACGAGAGUUGUCAGCGGCGAAUCAUCCAUAGAGAUAUUAAGGCUGAUAAUAUUCUGCUUACAGAGGAUUUUGAGCCUCAGAUUUGUGAUUUUGGGCUUGCAAAGUGGCUACCCAAACACUGGACUCACCACAGUGUAUCAAAAUUUGAAGGCACAUUUGGGUAUUUUGCUCCCGAAUAUUUCAUGCAUGGCACAGUUGAUGAAAAAACUGAUGUUUACUCUUUUGGGGUUCUACUCUUGGAGCUCAUAACUGGGCGUCGAGCUUUGGAUAAUUUGCAGCAAAGCCUUGUGAUUUGGGCAAAGCCUUUACUUGAUAAAAAUGAUAUUAAGGAGCUUGUUGAUCCUUCUCUUGGUGAUAAUUACGAUACAGAAGAAAUGGAUCGUGUGGUUUUAACUGCCUCUAUGUGCAUAGAGCAGUCUCCUAUCCUUCGCCCUCGAAUGAAUCAGGUUGUGAUACUGCUAAGAGGUGAUAAAUUUGUCUCAGAUUGUGCUGUAGAAUGUCAAAGAAGGUCUUCCCAGAGAACAUACUCUGAAGAGCUCUUGGAUGUACAAGAAUACAACUCAACCAAGUAUCUGGGCGAUCUAAAACGGCACCAGGAGCUUGCUUUGGGUUCUUGAAAGCACCAGAUAGGAUAUUUAAGUAUAUAGUAGGUAUAAUAGUUCCUAUAGAUCUUUUAAAAGGAAAAAAGGAGACAAAAAAAUUGGUUCCUAUAGAUUUUGCAGCUCAGAGGGGUGUUUGGAAGUCCAGUGGAAAUGAAUUCAUAAAUAUUGUUUUCCAUAGCAUUUGAAAGCACUAGUUUAUAUUUUAGAGUUAAGCCAUUACUAAAAGGUGAAUUGGAAACAAAAACAAAUCAGUGAUCAUCAAAUUCCCAAACAAUUAUGAUUCAUGUCCAUAAAUUAUUGUGUAGAUUGCAUUUCAAAUGUAAUCAAAACUAGAACACCCAGAUGUGCUUGCUUCAAAUUCCAUGUAAAACAGUGUAGAAUGGCUUUAUUUCCAAUGUACUGCAAAACACCCCUUAAUCAGUUUUUCCUGCUGUAUGUAUAUAAGUUUUUCUGCUCAAACUUGCUAGUGCAGAUUAUAC